This is a messenger RNA of Lagopus muta (rock ptarmigan), 5481 nucleotides long. RefSeq names its product ITPR interacting domain containing 1 (gene ITPRID1). The transcript has 12 exons. Bases 140 to 3295 code for a protein of 1051 amino acids. The record is from RefSeq and is a predicted model, not a curated record. Gene Ontology annotation, molecular function: signaling receptor binding. NCBI's taxonomy places the organism in Eukaryota, Metazoa, Chordata, Aves, Galliformes, Phasianidae.
CCAAGAGCACCAAUUUGUGUCCUCGGUUUUUCAGACCUUGGGUUCGUGGCAGAGCAGAGACACAGAAGCACCAGCCUGCAACUAUUCCAUAAUACUAACAGCUGGAUCAAGCCAUACAGUUUCUUUGUCAGUACCAGAAAUGGUACAAUUGACUGUGCAAAGCUACAGAAGAUCCCUGCAAGAAUUUUCUGAAAGCCCGGUUAUGUCAAGAUGCAACAGCCUCAGAUGCUCCCACUCUCACACUGGUGGACCACAGAGCAUCACUGAGUGGCUGUCACUGUGUGAAAAGGAUCCAGUGGAGAUUCUCCUUGAUUUGGGGUUUGGUACAGAGGAGCCCGAUGUCUGCACUAAAAUCCCUCCGAGGUUCCUCAGUGGUUCUUCUGUGGCAAAAGGUAUUGACAUCCGAGUCUUUUUGGAAGCUCAAAAGCAGCGGAUGGACAUUGAGCUGCCAAACCUGUAUGGACGUUUUCGACAAUUGGAAGUACUUGACCACAUCACCAGUGCCCUCUCAUCUUUGCUGACUGAUGUGAACACCCAGCAGACCAAAGCACAGGAAGCUGGUGGGAAUGUGACCGGUCAUUUGAAUGCUGUGAAGAGCAGAUCUGUGGUCACACAAGCGAAGAGGAGAAGAAUAGGUCAGCUCCUGAGAAGGGCUUCUCAGCAGACAGCACUGCUGAACUUGGGCUCGCUGGCACCUGAGGAAGUCAGCAUGCCAGGCACAGAAGAACAGCCUCACCUUUGUGUGGAUAUUGCUGAGAAGGAACCAACCCAGGCAGGAUUUUCUGCACAUGUUACCUUGGGCUGCCUGUCCCAGGAGCAAACCUGUAGAGACAAAGGUUCCUCAGCUUAUCCCCUAUCCCAGUGCCCGCCAGCUCUGCCAAGGAAAACCUGUGCUUCAUCGUGUUUAGUGACAAAACAGCUCCACCUUUCUUCUCCACGUGAGGCACCUGCCAAAGACGGGCCAAGAAAAGAGCCCCAUUUGCUUUUGGCCCAGAUGCUCAAAAAAUUGGCAGGUCUAAACUGCAGGCCUCCAGAUUCAUUUGAAAUGGAAGAGAUUCAGAGCUUUGAGGAUGAAAUUCCAUGUGGAAAUACUCCUGACACCACCUCAACAGAGAUGAUGGUGACAAGAACAAGCAGCUGCCAGUCAGACAGCAGUGGGUUCAUGGAGGAGCUGCCAGAAUCUUUAGUACUGCAAAAUGUACCUUUGUCAGGAAAGAGGAAUAUUUUUUCUGAUCUCUAUAACCAACGAACAGCUCUGUCACAUACAACAGAGUUUCCUCUGUUAAAUCAAGAUUUCCAUCAAAAUCAAGAUGAUCGUGUUGGUGAAGUCUUCAUCAGAGCUUGUGAAAGCAUCGAGAUGGUAUCUAGACCAACAAAAGCAUGCAGAGACCAGGGAGAAGAGAUUUCCCUUCUGCUGACUGCGGAAAAUGGCAAGCAUCAGUCCUGUAAUGCUGGGCUGCAGAGUUCUGUCCAAGACAGAGUAUGUGGCGUGGAAGAGUAUAAAACUGAAGGACAGCAUCUUGAAAAAGAGGAGUACACAGAAGAGAAUACUCCUUUCGAGGGUGAUACUCAAGAUGAAGGAGAUCUGGUCUCAUCAAAAUUUCAUUGUCAGCUUAAUUUCAGUACAGGACAUAAAAAUAUGAAUGCAGCCCUCACUGAACUGAGUGAUACAAACCCUGAGAGCAAGCUCGGAGGUGAUGAUGAAAGUGAGAGAGGCCUGAUGGAAAACGGCAGUGAAGUCACAUGUCACAGAAAUGCCCACACAGACUGUACAGAAUGUGAUGAAGAACUGUGGUGGGGUGUGGAAGAGUUUGUCAGAAAUGGUGCCAUGCUUGCAGCAAAUGAGGUUACAAACAGGCAGAAGUUUUGUAAAAUGGGUGCUGAUGUGAAAAAAAUAAGAUGCUUCUCUAGAAGGGGCGUCCCAGAAACUCUGUGUAAGGGCUGUGCCGCUCCAAGCUGCUCUUCACAAGUGUCUCACAGGCCUCCUCUGUGCCGAGCAGGAGCGCCAGGGUUAAGUUCACCCAACGAGCAAGAGAUAGGGGGCACAAGGGAAAUGUUAGGCACUAACAAACCAGAACUAGGGGACUCUGUCCAAAACUGUGAAAUGACUCGUACUCCUCUGACAUCUGUUACUGUUCAGAUGCCUUCAGGCCUGGAACUUACUUCAAGGGUGAAGUGCACUAGGCAAAAUGUUCCUUGCACUGAAAGCCUUGCUAGGGAUGACCAUGUGGACUCGUCUAAGGUGUCAGCACACUGCUCUGAGGGUGCUAGUCCCAUAUGGUCAGACCCAGGGGCUUCAGAGGACGGUGUGAAGCAGACCACUGACACCCCCAGCCAAACUGGAGAAAACAGGAAGACCAGGCAGCUGCCUGUGCUUUGCCCACCCCAUCGCCACCUGACAAAAUCAGCCUCCCUUGACACCGUGCUCUCUGGAAAAUACAAAUACAGGCCACACCACUGCAGUGAAACCUGCAGCAGUCCCUGCUGCCACUACUGCUGCUGCCAUGGUUGCUGCUGCUGCUGCUUAUGGACGUGUCCUGUGGCUGUUUCUCUCCAUAGCCCCAUGGGUUGCUGCUCAAACCAGGCUGCCAACAAGCUGAAGCUCCUGAGGACGCUGACGUUUCUGCAGGAAAACGCAAUGCAAAAUCUUCCUCUGUGUACUGACGAAAUAGAGUUGAUGAAGAUCUCCUGCCAGCACUUCCAUGAGAAGCUGGAUGAGAUUGAACGGCACCUGACCGAACAGCAGGCACUGUUUUCCAAUUAUAUGCCAGAAGAAGGAAGGGAGGAAAGCAGAAACCUGCAAUGCCUACAUCAAGCCAUUCGUCAGGAGAUGGCAGAGCUGGAACUCUGUCUGAAUGAUAGAGCUUACCAAGUUGGGGAGGGCAUCCUGAUGCAGCUGGACCAAUUACUGGUAGAACAAUCCCAUCUGUUUUCUGAGCUCGGACUUUCUGAUUGGAAGGGAGAAAGAAAUGCCCAGAAUAAACAAGCACUUCCAGAUGCUGCUGGUGCUAGAAGUGGGUGCUCAGAAGGGGUGCCCCAAAGAGCUGCUAGCAAAAACACCACAGCAGCAGGCCUUCUCUCUGCCCUGAAGCCAGAGGCACCCUUAAUGCUGCUUCCUACCAGGACAGUGCCUGAGCCAAAUUCAUCCACACAGGAUCUGCAGGAGCCCUCCAUCAGUAAAAAAGAAAUGAAAGGACCUCCUCAAGCAAAAACCGAAUUUAAGGCCUUUAUACACAAUUUGAAGAAAUCUUUCCAAAAUCCUUUAGGUAACGAUUCAGCUGAAGGGAAAGACUGACGGAUGACAGAGUGAUGGAUUUUGUUUCUAGUAACUGUGGCCUUUCUCCUUCAAUACGUGAUGCAUCUCAGAAACGAAUGAGCAAAACAUUGCUUUGUCGAGAGUUCUGAUCAUAGUAAUUUCAUUUGCAAUGAGAUGAUUGGCCAGAAACAUAGGCAACUUUAUGGAAUGUCUCAAAGAGAGGUACUGUGUGUUGUGCUAUUCUGUGAUUGCAGAACUUACUACAUUCCCCUCGGCCAUCAUCUGGAGUAGGGCAGUUCUUUGCAAAGGAGAGAGAGCUUAUUUUUAGAAGAAACUUGUGAAGGUCACCUUACAGCCAAUUACUUUAAUAAAAUCAAUGCCAAUCUCCAAGUCCAAACUGCCUUGCAUAUAGUCAUAGCCCCUUUCUAGCUUUUAACUAGCUAUUAAAGUCUAAUUUGCCUCUGACUAAUUUGAUGAGUUUUGUAUCUAUUCUCAGUACCAAAUCAGAAGCAUACCUACAGUGUACAAGACCUUAAACACUCAUGCUGUCAAAACAUUACUGUGGAUCAUACACUGACUGUCCUGUUCAUUUUCAUAUUUAUUUCACAUAAAUCUAAUUAAAUAAAAUGAGACUAGAAACACAGGAUUUACUACACUAUAAAACUUGAAUCAGAAUCCUAGUUUAGUUUUCUGGAGAGUGAGCAAAGCCUGGAUUCAUUUAGGAAAAAAAAAGAAAGAAAAAAGAAAAAAGGAAAAAGAAAAUAAAAAGACCUCUCUGAUUUGGAGUACAGAAAAGAAAUCCAACUAGUUCAUUUUCAAAGCAGUUUGUGCUCCUGCUUUCAGUUUAGCGCUUCCCAGACUGUGAGACGCCCUACUGGCUUGUUUAUUUAAUGCUCUGGAGGGAUCUUAGGUGUCAUUUAGGCUUUGGUGUUGCAAAUCACAGCUCUGCGAAGGUGCAAAUAGAAGGAGCAUUUGCACAUGUUCAAGGAGAAAAUUGAGUCAAACAUGCUGAGCAGCCUGGAGGCUUCCUGCACCUCCACGUUUCCACAGAUGUUCAAGGUAAUAAAAUGAUUGGGGGAGAGAAGUUCAUAACACAUGAACCAACAAGAUCCUCCACAGCCUGCUGGGCCAUGAAUUUUACUGGUUGAAAUCUGCCCCUUUCUUGAAACCCCACAUGGGAUUUGUACAUCGCUUCCAUGCUAUCAAAUGUUUAGGAGUUUAUAUGGCAAGAUUUGCCACUAAUUCCUUUGAAGCUGCUGGGAUUUAUCCAGAUAGCACCAGAAUAACCUUCAUCUCCACUUAUGAACUGUACUUGUAGACGUUGUACUUCAGUUUGUAAAGGAGGGCACGUAAAGAGCACAGAGAAGGAUAUACAAUCAUGCCUGUGCCAAAGGGCUCCUGGAAGAAAGGGCAAAGAAGUUUCAUUUCUUCACCAGCACUGGGGCUUUGAUUCCUCCCAUGAAGCAAGACUUUUUUUGUGUGUUUCAAGGCAGCAUGCUAAGUUAAAGCUGUAUAUGGAUGUAAUGCUACAGCCACUGCGUGCCUAUCUUACAGACAUAAGGUAUCCAUACCACAUUAUGUGAAUAGGUGCAGCAAUUGGUAGGUGGCAGCUAUUCUUCAUCACAGGUCCUCUGAUGCCAUGUGAAAUUCACCAUCUGUGUUCACAAUCAGGACUGAACGUGACUCCUGCUAGCAGAACUUUCCUGUUUGAAUAGUUUCUAGAUGACUGGCACGUGCAGUCCAGUUCCUCAUGUCAAUUUAGUUGUAAAACAUGCAAGCUGUGGGGGAAUAGGGUUCCCCCAAAUGCAACACUUUGACAUCCAUAAAUACAUUAUUUCCUUGGUCAAGCUUGGAUUUAAAGGUAGAGAAGCCUUUAAGCAUAUGUGUUUUUAAUAGUUAAGCUGUAAUCUCACAGCAAUAAAAAAUAUGCUAAGCAAUGGAAAGGGGAAAAGUCUUUUGACUUAUCUUAGAGUAUAACUUCAAAACCCCUGUGAGCAUGUUACAGGGACAUCUGGAUUGAAUUUCUUAAUGCUGCUGUUGAAGAUGUGGGAAAGAAGAAGACAAUAAUUUUGGGAUCGGGAAAGUCUGGAGUAUCCCUGGUGAGCAAAACAACCCAGAUGUAUGCCUGCUUUUCCUUACACUCACAGUGCUACCAGCCUUUUAAAUUCUCCUCUUUCCCAUUAGGGCAGUCAUAAGUAAAUAUGAUGGGAAUCUUAAAAAUAAUU